Molecule: messenger RNA, 5732 nt
Organism: Mya arenaria
Lineage: Eukaryota; Metazoa; Mollusca; Bivalvia; Myida; Myidae
Product: autism susceptibility gene 2 protein-like
Exons: 16
Coding region: 218-4285 (1355 amino acids)
Source: RefSeq, a predicted model, not a curated record
UUUAGCACUGCAGUGUAUCCUUUAGAUUGUCAGAGAUCGUCGUGGGUGAUAGGAAGUUAUAGCAAAUGUUAAGAAGAAAAAGUCAUGGAUGAUUAAUACUUUGAUUGCUGUUAAUUAACGUAGUGCUAUCGUAUUACGAACAUUAAUUUAUUGAACAUUCUCGUCACAUUGGAAAAAAAAUAAAUAUGCAGUGUCACACUGAAGGUGAAGAAAUAGAAUGAAAAAGGAAGAAAACAUGUCAGCUAAUUUGCAUAAAGAUAGGGUCGGUGGGAAUAUGCAAAUGAGCUUAGAGACUGAGACAUCAGAUUUACAUAAUGAAAACAAUUCAAGAGAUAAAGUGGAGGGAUGGGAGAAUGAAAUGGAUUCAGAUGACCAAGGUGAUACGGUCGGUGAGGUCAAAGCAGAUGAUAACAAGUCAUUGGAGAGUGUUAAUACACAUGCGGGUAAUGGUAAUAAACACAACGGGGAAUUGCUCUCUGUUGUGCUGCCAGAAGCAUCCAAAACAUUCAAAGUUACACCAGGAGACUGUGGAAAUGGUGAUAAAUCAGUUGAUGUUGACACAGGUAAACAUUUAGAUACUGCUUGUGAUGUGGCUGAGUGCAGUGAACAUUUAGAGGACAAUAUUGAAGAUUUAAAAGCUAAAGAUGUAGGGGACAGUGGUCUAUUCGGCUACUCACCAAAAGAUGAAAUUCAGAGUUCUGAACGGAAUACAAAAGUGACAUUGAAGUGGACUAAUAUUAAUAAUUCUGUUAAGGCUGGAAAUGUGGAGGAGGAUGAAAAAAUUAAGAAGCAAAGUGUUAAAGGAGUGACAAAUGAUGGGAAAAGCUCUUCUGUAAACCAUGAAACUAUCUUAACGACAAAAAAACUGAAAUUAGAAUCUGUUGUAAAUGGAAUUAAUUCGCAGAAGGCUGUGAGUCGAGUGAACAAGGCGGCAAGGCGUAGUAGCGAGAUUCGUCCGCUGAACGAGGAAGGUUCCAGCGGGGAAACCACCGAUAAUCUCGACACAGCCACUUUUAAUGUGCCAAAGAAAACUGUCUCUCGUCGAUAUAGUGAUGUAAGUACCAGGUCCAGUUCUGGUGCAGGAUAUUUGUGUGACAGUGAAAGCGGAGACGAGCGGGCAUCUGAUGCCAGCCUCAGUCUGGACAUCUUCAAGCCACUGAUCCCAAAUAACAUCAAGUGUUCAGUACAGGGAGGCCCUACUCUGUUGCAGCCCCCUGUGUCUACACAAAGUAAGACAAUCACUACGGCAACCCACGUGAACACCUCAACCACGAGUGAUGUGACUGUUACUUCCACCGUCACCACCACAACCAGCUGUCUCUCGCUGCCCGGCAACACCAUCACCACUGCUAGCGUUACUGUGACUACCGCACACCAUGUUGUGAGCACCACCAGUAGCAGUAGUCACCAGCACCACCUGCAACAGCGAAAGUCAAUACAACAACAACAACAACAACAGCUGAAGCAAGUGCAACAACACCUCCCAGCUAGUCAUCAUCCUAAUUUUCAUCAUCAACAGCAACAACAACAUCAGCAGAGUCAACAUAAAAGCAGUUAUCAUCAAAAUUAUCAUAAUCAUCAGCAACAGUUAAAUUCUGUGGAAUCGAAAUAUCAGCAUUUUAAUCAUCAGCAUAAGUCAAAUAAUGAUAGUCGUGAUAUACGUGACUCUCACUUAGCAAACAAUACGUCUUCAGUGAUUAAGCGACGGCCAUCACCGCCGCCGCUGACACGCACAACUCGACCAUCAUCUCCGCCGAAGCAUCGCUCGCAUCAUUACCCGUCUGUUUCGCAUCACUCGCACACCUUAUCGUCUUCUGUGCCAACGUCUCUGCCACCGAGUUCUGUGAUCAACCGUGAGUCGAGGCAGUCUAAUCGACCCCCGUCGCGAUCGACACCCCGACACGAGAGCAGUCGAGAUCGGGACAUUUACCAGUCCCUGCCACCCAGUAUUGGUCCUUCAUCCAAACCGUUAUUUACUCCUGGCUUACCUGGGCAUGGGGUGCCAAGUACCAGUUUCUACAGUCCGGUGUUAGGUGGGCCAAGUCACAGUCAUAGUCUCCACUCGACACCCCCUACGGUGACCUACCCCGGGGCCAGCCCGACCCUCCCUGGUCACCCGGCCCUACCCCCAGGUUUCACCCAAACAGCCACGCCCCAGGCUGCCAUGUUUGCACCGCCCCUCCCCCAGGGUCUGCCCAAUGGGCCCCUCCCUGGGGCUCUAGGAGUUUCGACAUCUGCGCAUCUUCCUGAGUCUCUCUCCAACCCAGACUUGUUACGCGACGAGUUGAAUCGUCGUUUCCUAAUCUCCCAGGAGAGGUCCUUGCUGGGAAACAUACCGUCACUGCUCAACGGCAACAUUCAUCAACAUAUGCAUCAGCACCAACAUAUGCAUCAACAUCAGCAUACGUACCAGGGGGGCAUGCCCCCACCCCCCGCGAUCUCAACGCCCUCGCUAGUCCCCACACCUACCCCCAAUCCAUUUGACAAGUUGCCUAGCAACCCAUUCGUGAGACCAGGGCUUCCCCGGCCCGGGAUAGUGGAGCCCGCACCGCGCCUUCUGUCUGCGGGUAAAGAUAAGCCCUUCAUGCCACAACACCCGACUAGAAAUCCCGGGGUUCCCGGUCUCCCCGGAUACCCGUCGCCGUUGCCUGACGCCCUUCAGUCUGGAAUACCUGGAGCCUUCCAGCCCAAGAACCUGCCGGGUCUGCCCCACAAUGUGGGUCCCUUGUUCAUCCCUGGGCGGGAGGUUGAGAAGGCCUCCCCUCAUCUCCCCCUGACCCCAGGCUCCAGCUCCACUGCCAAGAAAUCUGGGAAAUGGUGUGCAGUGCAUGUACGGAUAGCAUGGGAGAUCUACCACCACCAGCAGAAAUCCUCUGACAAGGCCGGAGGCUCAGACUCAAAGGACCCACUGCGUCCCCCGAGCCAUAUGCUUCCUGGGAUGUCUCUUGCCAGACCAUCUGACCUGUCUGGCCAAGGGUCAUCAAUGAUGGUGGGGUCAGGGCGAGGACUUCUCAGCUCCAGCCCGCAUGCCAUUCUCAACUCAUCAUCACAUCUUUCUACAUCAUUCCCAAGACCUUCACCAUAUUCCAUUGGCAGCAGCUUGCCCCUUGGCAUAGGCAAUGGUCUGCCAUCUAGCAGUCGUGAUGUUGGCGGUGGAGGGCCAAGCCUCACAUCUAGCAGUGGGAGUGGGGACUGGGGGCGUGUAUCCCAUCGGACCCCACCCAUAUUCUCCUCACCAUGGGGCAAGGCUGAGGAGCUAAGAGACCGGGAAGCAGAAAGGGACAGGGAGAUAAGCAUGGAGAGAAGACGGGAGGAAGAUAACAGGGAGAGGCGAAUCUUAGAGGAAAGGCACAGAUAUGGCGGUCUGGAGGACAGAAUGAGAGAAAGGGACAGAAUGCGGGAAAAUGAACUGUUGGCCAAAUCACGUUCAAGGUCACGGUCACCCAUGAGAAAUGGCCGUUCUGACUCCGUCAAGUCAGACAGGAGUUACCACGAAAGGCGGCCAGACGAGAACAGUGUCUUGAAAGUGAAGGAGGAGCGCAGGGAAAGUAUGACUCAUGAAGAGGAUCGUUUUUCAGAACGUGACAGGUUUUUGAAAAAUGAAUUUAUGGGUGGAGGUAGUUUACGGACUUCAGAAGCCUUCUUGCAGGCUAGUUUGAUGGACAGAGCUCGUAUGAUGACCCCAGCAGCGUUUUUCGCUGGUGAGAGAGUGCCGCCACACCCUUCCCUCUGGGGAAACCCCUUUGACAAGGGCCCAGUGCCAGUGCCAGUGCCAGUGGACUUGCAGAAUAGAUUAAAUUUUCAGCGAGAAAUGGAGCAGGCUAGAGACAAUUUGUUAAACCGGUUUCCAGGGCCUGGUGGUCUUCCCCCAGGCUUCCCCCCGGGGUUGUCGCCAUUUGAACAAGAGAGACUCCGUGAGGAGAUUCUCAUGAGAGAAAAAAGAGAUUAUCUAGAAAGACUUCCUGUAUUCGAAAGGGAGCGACUGUUUUAUGAAAACAGUAAAAUUCCGGGCCUACGCCCCCCUGAGCACCUGCAUUCUUCCAUUGCUCACACUUUUCCACACACUAUGAGUCCAGCAUUACACAACCAUAUAAAGCGGUCCUCACCAGCAGUUAUGCCGGGUGCCCCGCCCCCUUUGAUCCACAACAGUGGCGGCUUACAUUCAAGGGGUCAUAACUCACCAGCAGUGAACAAAACAAAAGGAGUUAGUCCCACAGAUUCAGUGGGAGAGAGUAAACGGGACUCAAACUCGAAUUCAACAGAUCCUGAUGCUCAUUCCAGGUAGUAAAAUGGAAAUGAAGCGGACUAAAUGUUAAGUGAAAUUAUAACAAAUCAUGUGGGUGAAAUGUGGAAAACUAGGGCUUUGAAUUGCUUGGAGCAGUAACUGUGUUUGUGUAGACGUGUUUAUAAUGUGAUAUGAAUACAUUGCCUAUGUGACAAUGUAAAAAGCAUGGAUUUAUAUUGAAGAUUCUAUAUAAUACAUUCAAUAUGGAUGAUCAGGGUUAUUCUUAACUAUAAUGAAUUCAAUCUAAUGAUUUUUAAGUGCUUUGAUUAACUAUGACAUAAAUUCUUUACAUAAUUUUGACAUUUAUAUGCGUUGAAGUUAUGCCUAAUAUUCAUACUUUUUGUAUGAAUUAAAUACAAAUUAUAAGAUAUGCCUGAAUUUAAUUGUUGUUAAAAGUAUUACUAUCUUGUCAGAUGUAUUUUUUCUCUAUUGUACGUGUUCUAUUUAUGAUCUCAUAAUGAAUUCUUAACUAUUUCUUUGCCAGAUUGCUUGUUAUUAUAUUUGAGGGGACAUGGAAAAUUUGUAAUUAAUUAUUUCUAUAAAGUGUGUAAUUAUCUCUACAAAUUUAGGAUCAAUUAAGCUUAUCAAGGUUUCAUGAAACUAACUGACAGCAGUAAGUACACUCGUUCAAAAUUUGAAAUAGAACAAACGAAAAAGCUGAACAAACAUGUUUUACUUCCAUAUUUCUUGUACUUUUUUUAGAAAGAGUUUUAGAUUGACCUCAGCAGAAGUUUUAAUGUCUUGAUCUAAUGAUCAAAAUAAUAAGUGACUAAAGUGCACAAGGAUCAUAACUCCAUAGGGAUAUAGAAGGGCACUCAGACCAGUCAAUCGUUUUAAUGCUGAGAUAUGUUUACAAAUAUGAACCUAGCUGUAAAACAAGAAUGCUGAGAUAUGUUUACAAAUAUGAACCUAGCUGUAAAACAAGAAUGCUGAGAUAUGUUUACAAAUAUGAACCUAGCUGUAAAACAAGAAUGCCAUAGAUUCCAACAAUUCCUCCGUCUUGCAAGUCUUAUUCCACUUUCUAUGCCGUACAAGUGCUAUCAGAGUAAAUGUCAAUAUUGUCAAUCUAUUUUAUUUAUUACUGUAUAAUGUAAUUGUAUAUUAGCACAUUCUUGAAACACACAUGAAAAUGUAUUUCUGUUAUAAUAAUAUAAUACAGACAGAAGAGUUAUUAUAUGGCAAAAAAAAACAACAACACAAUUUACGUAAUGCAUUUUCUGGAAACAGACCAGAUUUCUGUAUAAUAAAAUUGCCAUGAAAUUGUGAACUACUGAACUGUUGUAGCUUCAGUUUAUUACUUCUUGACGUUGUUGCUGUUUUGUUUGAAUACUGUUUCACAAAGCUAUAAAAUAGUGUGAUACAGUGGAAUAGUAACUAUUUAUAUAUAGUGAUUGACAUUGUUUCAUUUUAUGAAUGCACAUGACAUGAAAUAAAUGAAGAAAACUUA